AAUUCUUCGAGAAGGAAUUGGCCAACGAUUCUUUCGCCGAUAGUCUGUUUUUUCGAAAGACUUCUAAACUUGAUGCACAUUCGUAUGAUAAGUUAGAGUGAAACAAAAUAUUCUUAUCUCACUUUAACUUAUGCAUCAUGUGUACCAAUUCAGGAAGUUCUUUGAGAAAGAAACCUCGACUUUCAACUUCGUGUAAACACAUACGCUCAUAAUGCAUACGAUAUGUUCCCCAAUAUAAGUCUAUAAUAAUAAAAUUAUAAUAUUGUACAAAUUUAUGCGCGAACACGAAAAGUGCAAUGACGACGUCCGAGUCGAUAUUAGGGACAUGUUUAUCAAUGUGUCCGGUAAAAGAGCAACGGAUGAGGGAGAUAGAAGGAUUAUUACAUAUAUAUGAAAUUGAUGAGAAAACAAGACAUAUGAAAAGACCCAAGGUUGACCCUGCCAAAGUAGUAAAGUGCUUUAGUCGGUCUGCUGCUGGUCAAGUUAUGACAAAUCCAGAUUCAUUACGUCCACCGCAUAUAUUGUUAUCUACCAUCCGAUACUUGUUUACAGAAAUAAUCACAAGAACAGAUUUAAACUGGGUGUUCAUAUAUGAUUUUAUUUUUGAUCGAUUGAGAUCAGUACGCCAAGAUGCUGUAAUCCAAAGAAUUGAUACUGCUGCAAAUGUUCGCCUCCUAGAACCAAUUACCCGUUUUCAUGUUUAUGCAGCACAAAGGCUAUGUGAGGAAAAUAUUUCAAAAUUUGAUGCAAAGAUAAAUAAUAAGCACUUGUUAGAAUGUAUCAAGCAUUUACUUGUGCUGUAUGAUGAACAAGACAGUAACAAUAGAAUUGAUGACACAAGUAUAUAUAAAGAUUUUGAUAAAAUGACAUUAAACAAUAGUCGAUCAGAAAUGGAAGCUUUAUACAUUCUCCUUCAUAUUGGAGAUCAAGAUGCACUAAAAAGAGCUCUUACACUUUCAUCGGAUCUGAAAAAUUCACCAGCAGUUAAAUUAGCUACACAAAUAUCAUUAUCUUGGUAUCUGAGAAACUAUGUACGUGUUCACCAUUUAGUUAAACAGCUACCUCCAAUACUGGCUUGUGCAUUCUUUUGUAAUUUACAGAGCUUCAGGAAAAAUGUUCUACAAAUUAUGAGUUCUGGUUAUAACAGCAAAGUGUUAACGUACCCAGGACUAAAAUUACAGGAACUGUUAUUUUACAAAGACAUAAGUAGAAUCCAGGCAGAUUGCAAGCUAUUUGGAUUAAUGUUUACUAACAAAAAUAUUCUAUUCGAGAAAUCACAGUUUGAUGACAAAAUUUUAUUGGCUAAUCCAGAGAUGUAUUACCCUAUUACUAUUUUACAUAAUCUUCUACCAAAAGUUCUUUUGGAAUGCACAUCUACAUAGCAAUAAAUGCAGAGUCAAGACUGUAACAUAUAUAAAUAAACUUAUAUCUAUUGAGAAUCACUGGACGAACUACUCGAAGAAUCUGUAGACAUAACUUCAACGUCUUCAGUCUCUUGCUUGUGUGUAUUCACAGCCACACUGCCUUGUCCACCAACAGACAUAUGAAUUUCUCCUGAUGGAUGCCAUGCAAAUUGGUUUGAUUGUGAAACAGGUGGUUCUGAAAUGGCAACAAAAGAUUGUAAAUUCAAGCCGAGUCCUGAGAGAAAUACAAUUAUUGUUUCAUUAGUUUU
Molecule: messenger RNA, 1672 nt
Organism: Harpegnathos saltator (Jerdon's jumping ant)
Lineage: Eukaryota; Metazoa; Arthropoda; Insecta; Hymenoptera; Formicidae
Product: germinal-center associated nuclear protein
Exons: 8
Coding region: 297-1382 (361 amino acids)
Biological process (GO): spindle assembly; centrosome duplication
Cellular component (GO): nucleus; spindle; centrosome
Source: RefSeq, a predicted model, not a curated record